This is a messenger RNA of Chaetomium fimeti, 1275 nucleotides long. RefSeq lists its product as uncharacterized. Gene Ontology annotation, molecular function: cellulose binding. The record is from RefSeq and is a predicted model, not a curated record. Gene Ontology annotation, biological process: carbohydrate metabolic process. Lineage: Eukaryota; Fungi; Ascomycota; Sordariomycetes; Sordariales; Chaetomiaceae. Gene Ontology annotation, cellular component: extracellular region. Bases 226 to 1245 code for a protein of 339 amino acids. The transcript is spliced from 2 exons.
GUCUUCCCGAUCGAGGUAGGGAUAGGCGCUCGACUCGGAUAAGAGAACCAAGACGACAUGGUAAGGUGGUUAUUCCGUUACUGGAGCACGUGGAGUCGUACCAGGAGUAUAAGAAGGCUUCGUGGGUACUUACCUGACUACGGAGCUGGAUCUCACAUUUCCCACAACUCCACUCCGCGUUUAAACGCCGUGUUUUAGGGCACUUUUACCCACAGCAACGCAACGAUGAAGACUUUAUUGCCUGCUUUGAUCCUGGCGGGUCAACUAUCCGCCAGCCCUGUCGUGAUCGAAGAGCGCCAGAACAGUGUUGGCACUGGUCCAUUUGCUCCAGCGGGCUACUACACAAGCAAUGCCUUCGGCGGGCACACCUUCUACGCGCCCAAGACGAUCCCCUCCGACGCCAAGCUCCCCGUCCUCCUCUGGGGCAACGGCGGCUGCUCCGCCGACGCGACAGGCCAAGCCCCCUUCCUCACCCAACUUGCCUCCCACGGCGUCCUGGUCAUCGCGAGCGGCACCCCGGGCGGCGGCGGUAGCACCACGGCCGACAUGAUGAAGCAGUCCAUCGAUUUCAUUACCCGCAACGCCGGGUCCGGUGACUGGGCCAACAUCGACGCCUCGCGCAUCACCGCCGCCGGCUGGAGCUGCGGCGGCGUCGAGGCGUACGCCCAGAUCUGGGAUCCCCGCGUCCAGAGUGUCGGGAUCUGGAACUCGGGCCUGCUGACCAACUACUCCUCCGCCGGGGACUUCCGCAAGCCGGUGUUUUUCUUCCUGGGGGGGCCUAGUGAUAUCGCGUACCCGAACGGCGAGCGCGACUACAAUGCGAUGCAGGCGGGCGUACCCAAGUGGAAGGGUAACUUGAACGUUGGUCACGGUGGGACGUAUACGGACUACAACGGUGGCAAGUUUGGCACUAUCGGGGCGAACUGGGUGAAGUGGAUCUUGCGUGGGGAUACCUCCGCCUCGGCGUAUCUGACGGGCAGUGGCGCGAGGAACGAUGGCUGGUCGGUUGUGUCGGCAGACCUGGACAAGAUCGAUGUCACCCCCAUCGGCGAGGGAUCCGGUGGGGGUGGUGGUACCCCCACCACGACUUCGUUGACCCCUGAGCCGACUGGCGGUAACGGCGGUGGUGGUGACUGCUCGCCCCUGUGGGGACAGUGUGGUGGUGAUGGGUGGGCAGGACCGAGCUGUUGCUCCCAGGGGACAUGCAAGGCGUCGAACCAGUGGUACUCGCAGUGCCUGAACUGAGGGUUAGGUGCGUAGGACUUGGGUGACGAG